Molecule: messenger RNA, 2294 nt
Organism: Urocitellus parryii (Arctic ground squirrel)
Lineage: Eukaryota; Metazoa; Chordata; Mammalia; Rodentia; Sciuridae
Source: RefSeq, a predicted model, not a curated record
UGGAACCUACAAGGUGAUGGAACGACCCUCAACCAGGACAGGGGGAUGCCCGUCUAGUAAAGCUGCCACCCCCUCGGCUGAGAGACUUUGUUUUUUAACUCCCCGGUGACAUUAGAGUUGGAGGGUUUCCGGCCGGAGGCCAUUAGAUAGGACAUCCGGAAGGCGGAAGUCCUAGGGCGGAAGUGGCCGAGAGGAAAGGAGAAUGGCGGAGGAGGGCUGGUUUUGGCGCUGGGGCUGGGGCCGGCGGUGCCCAGGGAGACCUGGGCUUCCUGGCCCCGGCCCUGGCCCCGUUACCCUUCUACAUCUUCUUCUGUUGCUGGCGUCAGUGGCUGCGGAUAUAACCGACGGCAACAGUGAACACCUCAAGCGGGAGCAUUCGCUUAUCAAGCCCUACCAAGGGGUUGGUUCCAGCUCCAUGCCUCUCUGGGACUUCCAAGGCAGCACAAUGCUUACGAGCCAGUACGUGCGUCUGACCCCCGAUGAGCGCAGCAAAGAGGGCUCUAUUUGGAACCAUCAGCCUUGCUUCCUCAAAGACUGGGAGAUGCACGUCCACUUCAAAGUCCAUGGCACAGGGAAGAAGAAUCUCCAUGGAGAUGGCAUCGCCUUGUGGUACACCCGGGACCGCCUUGUACCAGGACCUGUGUUUGGAAGCAAAGACAACUUCCACGGCUUAGCCAUCUUUCUGGACACAUACCCCAAUGAUGAGACCACUGAGCGUGUGUUCCCGUACAUCUCAGUGAUGGUGAACAAUGGCUCCCUCUCCUAUGACCAUAGCAAAGAUGGACGCUGGACUGAGCUGGCAGGUUGCACGGCCGAUUUUCGCAACCGGGACCAUGAUACCUUCCUGGCUGUGCGCUAUUCCCGGGGCCGUCUGACGGUGAUGACUGACUUGGAGGACAAGAAUGAGUGGAAAAAUUGCAUUGAUAUCACGGGAGUACGUCUACCCACCGGCUACUAUUUUGGAGCCUCAGCUGGCACUGGAGACCUGUCUGACAAUCAUGACAUCAUCUCUAUCAAGCUGUUCCAGCUAAUGGUAGAGCACACACCUGAUGAGGAAAACAUCGACUGGACCAAGAUAGAGCCUGGUGUCAACUUCCUCAAGUCACCUAAAGAUAACGUGGACGACCCCACAGGGAACUUCCGCAGCGGGCCCCUGACAGGGUGGAGGGUGUUCCUGCUGCUGCUGUGUGCGCUCYUGGGCAUCAUCGUCUGUGCCGUGGUGGGUGCUGUGGUGUUCCAGAAGCGCCAGGAGCGGAACAAGCGUUUCUACUGAGCGCCUGGCGUGGCAGGAAGAAGCUGAUAUUGGCCCAGGCGCUAAUGUGAACUGUUUUUUUUUACUUGGAUUGUAAAAGAAAAUAAGACGACCUUAUUUCUUAACUGUUUCAAAGAAAUGAUUAAAAGUAUUUUCGUACAUUUUGCUUCUUGCCCAGCAGGGACAGGUGGCAGGCCCAGGAUUGGGAUGUAGCAACUCCACAGCUGGAGAUGAGCCUCUUGCCCUGGGGUGGCAUCUCAGGAGUAGGGGCUUCUGUACCUGGGGCGGAGCUGAGGCCCUACAGGUGGCYGUUGAACACUGGAGGGGCCCCCAGACCACAUUGGGGUGGCUCCUGAGGACCCAGAGCAGUGGUGUUGUCCUAAGGUGUGUGUUGUGUGUGGUGGCAGACAAGGCCCAGGUGGGGCACAUGAGCCUUCCUGUUCCCUGCGCUUCUCAAGGCAGACUCAGGUGAUACUGGAGGAGCUGCUCGGUGGGGCCCAGAGUGUGACUAUUUGCUAAAUAAAGUGGAAUAGCCAACCUCAGCCGUGUGACGCCCUGAGGGGCUUGCUUUUCUUUUUCUUCUGAUAACUUCCAACUGGCCACUGCAUUGCAGCUUUCAGCCUUUGCUAUCUAUCUCCCUGUGCUUCAGGGCCCCCAUGAAAGAAUGGGUUAGGGAAGACUUGGGGYCCUACGCAGAGGGUGUGACCUCAGCCCAGGCUCAAGGCUAGGCCAAGACAGUGGUAGGAGGGUACAGUGACAAUCUAGGGGGUUUGGGUUGACCUGGAGGGUCAGGAGGACAGGUUGGGGACAGCAGUCAUAUUCCUUUGGUUUCCUUAAGAGAACAAAGAUGAUAACAGUGGAAGGAAGCCUACUGCUGAAGGGAGAGCAUCACCAUGUGUCAGCCUUCAGGUCACCUCCACCCAGGUCACGGCCUGCUGCAGUGCGUCCCUGCCCAGUCCAAAUCUGACCCCAGAGAGACCUUGCCAGUUCUCUCUCUUCUUCAUCUCUUUCCCACACAGUUCUGUAACAUUUGGGUCUUCAG